This is a messenger RNA of Daucus carota subsp. sativus, 390 nucleotides long. RefSeq lists its product as uncharacterized. NCBI's taxonomy places the organism in Eukaryota, Viridiplantae, Streptophyta, Magnoliopsida, Apiales, Apiaceae. Bases 1 to 390 code for a protein of 129 amino acids. The record is from RefSeq and is a predicted model, not a curated record. The transcript has a single exon.
AUGGAGCUCUCUCUGAGCAAAAGCAUCAGAAGGUCAGUGAAGCGAAGAGGCUACACAAAAGUGAGCGACGAUGAGAACACCGAAAGGAAGAACAUGAAAGUGGUCAAGUUCGGAGCGAACUCAAAUAAACGAGGAUGGAAGGUCAGAGUCGCCAAAAAGCUCAAGCUGAAGAUAAAGUUGUCUCCACUAAAGCUGUGGAAAAAGAUCAAGACAGGGUAUGUUAACAUGAUGCUUAACCUAGGAAACGGCGGAGCCAGCUCUUUUGGUCAGAAGAGAAUCCCGCAGGCUCGGCAACUGCAGAUUACGUAUGCACCGAGUGAGUUCGAGAACAGGCUUGUUUUGGAGAUUUAUAAGUCCUUGGUGGCUUCUCGCGAAUUGAAUACAAGAUAA